UAUCUUAGCCUAAACAUUAUUAGUACCUACGAGAUCCUGCGUAUAGCUUCUCAAGGUCGUGCUAAGCAAGUUCACGUGGUUUCUACAAUUUCUACACUGCCCAGGCACAUGGGCUACGAGCUUGUAGAAGGAGACAGGAGAUAUAGUUACGCCGCUUCAAAAUAUACAGCAGAACGCAUGGUAGCCGCCGCGCGCUGGAGAGGCGCCAAGGCAUCAGUCUAUCGCUUGCCAUUCAUCACAGCGUCUUUAGCCACUAGCCACUUUCGGCUUAACCGCGGCGACUUUCUUCACAACUUUCUUUCAGGCUGCCUUGAGCUCGGUGCUUUCCCAUCCAUCGAUCAAGACCUAAGCGCUGUACUACCCGUCGACUAUGUAGCCGACACCAUUGUUAACCUCAUAAAACAAAAUGCUACUUGCGAUGGUUUCCGAGACUACGACUUUAUAGAUUCUUCGCCAAUCAGCUUUGACCACUUUUUCCAUCUCUUCGGCGCUGCACUCCCUGGCCAAGAAGUCGUUCCCUUUGCUAAAUGGAACCAGCGUGCAUCCUCCUAUGCUGCUAAUCAUCUUGCAAGCCCACUAGCGCGCAUCAUAACCCUCCUUGAUAGCGUUACAGAUGCUUCGGGUCUAGCCGCCAUGCUGUCAGGUCCUAAAUGCUCGCGUGAAAACGUACUCGGUGGUGAUCAUUAUCCAGCACCUGCUAUUACCAAGGACUUUGUUGCCAAAUAUGUUACUCACAUCUUUUCUACUGCAACUACACUGCAAAAUAAGGAUUAA
Molecule: messenger RNA, 774 nt
Organism: Periconia digitata
Lineage: Eukaryota; Fungi; Ascomycota; Dothideomycetes; Pleosporales; Periconiaceae
Source: the annotation of a GenBank genome assembly